AUGGCAGCUGCUGAACAAACGAACAAUGAUCUUAGGGAGGAGGUUAGUAGCCUCAAAGAAGGUAUGGAAAAGAUAACUGCAAUGAUGAUGGACAUGAUGGCCGCACAGGCACAAGCCUCUCAAGCAAAAAUUGUUCAGACUGUUCAGGGAGAUGUUGAAGUCUCUCAGCCUGCGGGUUCUACUGCAACUAUUAGUACUACACAGCCCUUGGUGAAUCAGUUUUCCUCUGGUGAUAUGACAAAUAUGUAUAGUUCAGGGUUUCGUCCUACUGGCUCUCUUGGUUCUUCUAUUCCUCCUCAGUAUCAUAUGCCGCCAGGCUAUCCGUGGGGCAUGGCACUCGCAAAUAAUGAAGGUGUUCGUCAUAAUGCACCAGAAAUGCAGUUCCCUUUUGGACAUCAACAAACACCGUUUUAUCAGUCCGGCCAGCCUUUUCCUCAGGCCACUAUGACCUAUGCUGGACCCCUCGUUCAUGCUGCUCAUCAAGAAGAAGAACAGGUUUAUCACUCUAAUAGUGUGGCUGGUGAUGAUAGGGUAGGAAACUUGGAAGAAAGGUUUGAGGCGGUGCACAAAGAGUUAAAGACUAUCCGUGGUAAAGAAAUGUUCAGUCAGAAUGUGAAUGACCUCUGCUUGGUUCCGGAUGUGGUGAUACCUCAUAAGUUUAAAAUGCCGAUCUUUGAAAAGUACACAGGGGAUACUUGCCCUGAGAUGCACUUAGUCACAUAUGUCAGGAAGAUGGUAGCUCACAAGAAUAAUGAGCCUCUGCUUAUUCACUGUUUCCAGGACAGUUUGACUGGUCCCGCACACACAUGGUAUAUGAAUUUGAAGGGCAUCACAACCUUUGAGGAAUUGGCCAAUGCUUUCAUCCAACAGUACAAGUAUAACUCUUAUCUGGCACCUAACCGGAAAGAACUGCAAUCUAUGACUCAGGGUGAUAAGGAAUCUUUCAAGGAAUACGCUCAACGCUUCAUUCAAAAGUCUGCUCAAAUCCGUCCGCCUCUGGAUGAAAGAGAAGUGUCCGAUCUAUUCUAUGAGACUCUGAGCCCUUUCUACUCAGAGAAGAUGCUUGGUUGUGCCUCACAAAAGUUUACUGAUAUGGUAGAUAUGGGUGUGCGCAUUGAAGAUUGGGUCCGUAAGGGACGUGUGAGUAAAGAUGGUGCUUCUUCAGGUGGUUCAUCUAAUGGUAAUAGGAAGUUCGGAAAUGGGUCCUCAAAGAAGAACGCUCAAGAGGUUGGUAUGGUGGCCCAUGGCGGAUCCCAGCCUAUAUACCCUAGCUACCCCUAUGUUGCUAACAUUCCACCACCUACCCUAACUCCACAAAAUCCAAACUAUCAACUACAAAGGCCUCAAGCACCCCAUCCAUAUUAUCCACCACUAUAUCAACCACAACCUUAUCAACCCCAACCGUUUUAUCAACAACCAUACUAUCCCCCACCACCUCAACAACAACAGCCUCGCCCUCGAGCUCAACAACAACAUACUCGCCCUCAAAGAAACCAAUUUCCCCCUAUCCCCAUGACAUAUGAAGCCUUGUUACCUUCCUUGCUUGCCCGAGGUCUUGUUCAGACCCUACCACCUCCUCGUGUGCAGAACCCUUUACCCCCUUGGUUCCGUGCUGAUCGAAAUUGUGCCUUCCAUCAAGGGGCACCAGGACACGACAUUGAACACUGUUACCCCCUUAAAGAGGCAGUUCAAAAGUUGAUUCACAGCAAAGAUUUAUCCUUCACUGACCCGAACCCUGCUGCUCCAGACCAUCCUCUGCCACCCCAUGGGCCUACUGUUAACAUGGUUGAAGAUUAUCAAGAAGGGGGUCUUGUCACUCGCUCUCAGGAUAUCAAAACUCCGUUGGUUCCAUUACAUGUGAAGAUGUGUGAGGCAGCUAUGUUUAGCCAUAAUCAUAAUAGUUGUGAGGUAUGUUCUGUGGAUCCCCGCGGUUGCGCGCAGGUUCAAGAUGAUGUGCAAGGGCUAAUGGAUCGGGAAGAGCUGGUUGUCACAAGGGAAGAGAAGAGUGUCUGUGUUGUAAUCCCUGUGUUCAAGGAUAGUGCGAAACCAAUUGAUGGUGUUACUCCGGUGUUCAAGGACAGUUCCAAGCCAGCUGUCGCUCCUCUGGUAAUUUGUGUGCCGAGACCCAAGCCGUUUUUCUCUCAAAACGCCAUGCCGUAUAAUUAUGAACCUACAAGCAUAGAGAAUGGUAAAGAAAUAUCCUGGAGUCCCUCAACUUCCGUGAGUAACAUUGCAGAGAAUAGUCAAAUUCUGAGAAGUGGACGCAUCCUUCCGGCAGUUGUGCAAGCAAAGAAGAAAGCUCCGGUGAUAGAGUCAGUGCCAAUACCAGAUCCUAGCAAGGGUAAGAGUAUGGUUCAACCUGGUGAAACUGAUAAUGAUGAGAUUUUGAAGCUGAUCAAGAAAAGUGAUUAUAAGAUAGUGGAUCAGUUAUUGCAGACUCCAUCAAAGAUUUCUAUCAUGUCACUAUUGACAAGCUCUGAUGCUCAUAGGGAUGCAUUGAUGAAAGUGUUGAAUCAAGCCUACGUAGACCAUGAUGUGACUUUGGGUCAAUUUGGGAGCAUUGUUGGAAAUGUGACGGCAUGCAACAAUCUGAGUUUCAGUGAUGAAGACCUCCCAGUGGAGGGGAAGAACCAUAAUAUGGCCUUGCAUAUCUCUGUUAUGUGCAAAACAGAUUCUUUGUCCAAUGUCUUGAUAGAUACCGGUUCUUCCCUCAAUGUGAUGGCAAAGACGACCUUUGAUAAAUUGACAUAUUCAGAUGGAUUCAUUAGGCCUAGUUGUGUAUCAGUAAGGGCAUUUGAUGGAUCCAGGAAGACGGUAUGGGGAGAAGUAGAUUUACCUAUCACUGUUGGGCCCCAAGAGUUUAAAGUUACAUUCCAGAUAAUGGAUAUUCAAGCUUCCUAUAGCUGUUUACUUGGUAGACCAUGGAUUCAUGAAGCCGGGGCAGUAACAUCCACCCUUCAUCAAAAGUUAAAGUUUGUGAGUCGUGGAAAACUUGUUACAGUAAGUGGGGAAUCAGCUUUUUUGGUUAGCCAUUUGUCGUCUUUUUCCUUCAUUGGUGGUGAAAGUCCGGAUGGAACGUCAUUCCAAGGGCUUUCGGUCGAAAGCGGUACUACAAGAGGUGAAACAUGCAUGGCCUCUCUAAGGGAUGCUCAGAGAGUAAUUCAAGAAGGAAAAGCAGAAGGUUGGGGGAAGUUAGUACAGUUGCCUGAGAACAAGCGCAGGGAAGGUCUGGGUUUCUCCGGCAAUAAUCAAGUGAUGUUCGACCCAACUAGAGGUACUUUUCACAGUGCUGGAUUCAUUAAUGCGCCACCUGAAACUAAUGCAAUCUUGGAAGAUCAAUCAGAAGAGGUGGCACCUGACUUUGUGACUCCGGGUGGAAACUGCUGCAAUUGGAUUGCUGUUGACAUCCCUUCUGCGAUACCUCUUUCUAAACUGAACAUACAUGAGCCCGUUGAACAUAGUGACCCUAUGCUGCCUUCCAACUUUGAGUUCCCAGUUUACGAAGCUUGGGUAGAAGAGGAUGAAGAGAUUCCCGAUGAGCUCCGAUGGAUGUUAGAGCAAGAAAGAAAAGCCUUUCAGCCUCACAAGGAAGAAAUAGAGUUAAUCAACCUGGGCACUGAGGAUGAUAAAAAGAAAUUAAGAUUGGAGCGUCGUUGGAGGCGUCUGUCAAGAAAAAGAUAA
Molecule: messenger RNA, 3681 nt
Organism: Medicago truncatula (barrel medic)
Lineage: Eukaryota; Viridiplantae; Streptophyta; Magnoliopsida; Fabales; Fabaceae
Exons: 2
Coding region: 1-3681 (1226 amino acids)
Source: RefSeq, a predicted model, not a curated record